Rotaria socialis is the source of this 2031-nucleotide messenger RNA. The record is from the annotation of a GenBank genome assembly. NCBI's taxonomy places the organism in Eukaryota, Metazoa, Rotifera, Eurotatoria, Philodinida, Philodinidae.
AUGAACGAAAAUCAAUCGAUAAUAAAAAAUUAUUUGCUCAUUUUAAAAACACUUCAUGGUGAUCCAGGAGAGAAUCUGACUGUUGUUAUUAAAGGUGAUAGUGGACAAACAGAAAAACUAUCACUAGGAAAAUCACAGUCACAUCAUAAAGCUUUUAAACAUAAUCAAACUGAUCUUUUUUUACUCUUGUCCAAUAUUGAUGUAGGCAAAGUUGUUCAACUUGAAUUUCAUAAAAAUUCAACGUCUAAAUUUAAAGAAUGGAAAUUCGAUCAUGUUUUCGUCAUCAACAAAACUCGUAUCUAUCGUAAUACUACCUUGGAAUACUUUCUUCUAUCAUCAUCAUCGAAUGAUACGUUUUCUGUGGUGAAUCUUACUGAACCAAUAACUGAAUCUCAAGAAAGUUGCUACUAUGCAUUUAUAAAAACUGGAAAUGAUUCAUGUUCAAAAGCAUGUUAUCCUGUACUAUCGUUAUUCGGUAAUAAUCAACAACAGACAAAUAUCAAUUUGAAAUCAUCCGCUCGUAUUCAUUCAUCAUCAACGAACAAUAGUAUUGCUCUUGAAAAAUAUCAAUUUGAUAUAUUUCAAUGGCAAGAUCAUAAUAUUGGUAACAUUGACCGAAUGCGUUUACAGUUGUGUUCAGAAAAUAAAGAAUCAAAAUGUCGAUGGCCUAUCGAAUGGAUGUUUAUUAUUCAUCAUGGAUACAACUUCACCGGGCGUAUUAUAAUUAAUCGAAUGUUAAUAGCCGAUCUAUCUAUUGACAUUGCUUUAGAACAAAAAAUAUUACCUAUUCCAAGCGAACAUGGUGAUUUCUGUAUUAAUGAGAAAAAACAGGAUAAUAACAUGUUUUUGUCAAAUAUUUUAAAUCAACAAGCAAAUGCAAUUACUGAGGAUGUUGGUCGAUAUUAUGUUAUAAUUCGAAAUGUUGAUGGAACUAGUGGUGAUGUUUACUUAAAUUUUCAUGGUGAUCUUUUAUCAUCAUCAGGCGAACAACAUUUAUUAAAAUGUGAAAAUUAUCCCGAACAUCAGUUCACUAGUAAACAUACAGAUCUAUUUCAUAUAAAAGCUUUGGAAGUGGGCCAUAUUCAAUCUGUGUCAAUACGUCUUGAUCAAACAAAUAAAGAACAUAGUUUAACACUUGAUAGUUUAUACAUAAUACAUAAUGCUACAAUGUAUACAUGUGACUCGAAACAAACUACUUUAAAUAAGGAAAAACCGAACAAAAAAUUGACUUGUCUAUCAAAACCACCGGCACCAAUCGGUAAAGUUUAUUAUUAUAUUGCCACUCAUACAGCUGAUAAAAUGAUAUCGGGAACAAAUGCAAGUUUUAAAGUUGUAGUAACAGGAACGAAAGGAAUACUCGGACCAAUGGAAUUAAGAGAAUCAUUGACAAAUGGAAAUAAUCCUUUUGAAAAAGAAUGUAUUGAUUUAUUUCAUAUUGAAGAUGAUGAUAUUGGUGAUCCAAUAUCUAUAACAAUAACAUUAGAACCAAACGGGCUAAUGUCAAAUAUAUUCAGUGGUGUCAAAUGCGAACGAAUCAUGCUCGUUAAAAACGGUGAAUAUAAUUCCCUAUGGCAACUCGUUGGUGAUCUAAAAAUAAAAGAAUCAAAAACUAUUCCUUUACCUGCACAACAAAAAAAGUCGAUUCAAGAAUCGAAUAAAAGCCAGAUCAUUUCUGUGCAGGAUUUAUAUCUGCAAGAUACUAAUGAAAUUACCCCAUUGUACAAGAUUGAUCAAUUUAAUUCACUUAAAAGUAAACUUCACAAACAUAAAGAAAAAAUAUCAACGCUAAAUGAUAUUGAAAAUUCUCUUUCGAGUGACAUUCGUUACGAUGAUUUAACAAUGACUGAAAUAGAAGAACAUCAGAAACGUCAUAUAUUUGCACCUACUCUACAUGAAGCCGAAGAAAACUAUCGAGAAUUAAGACGUUUAUUAAGAAAAAUGAAUACACCAAUUUCAAAAGCAAAGAAAAUACAAAUGUCGCAGAAACAAUCAAUGCAUUCCACUAGAGAAAAAAACACUACAAUUUCUUAA